GAAAGGCUCAGUAAAUCAUCAUAGCCUUGGCUCUGAAGAACCGCGCAAUACGACGACGAAUCGAAGGAUGCGACUUGGGGGAAUGGGGGAAAUGAGUCCGGUGAAUCUUCUGGUGCGUCCUCCCGACUGAAAUUUUCUUCGUCCGCUAAUCCUGCUCUAGCUCAGGCUGUUCUUCGUCAUCGUCUCCAUCCGGAUCCUCCAGCGUCGACUGCUCGAGCUUGCGCAGCUUUUCGGUUGAAAUGUCCAAGAAAUCUUCGAGGGAGGGAAGUGGGAUGGACGUUCGGGCGAAGUACGGAAUUACUCGGAAGGCGGCGAUUGGGCGGUGAAAGACGGCGCCGUCAAGUUCGCAGAGAAUGUACGCACCCCCACGGUUGCGCGAGAUGACAAUUAGAGGGCCAAGGUACCGCUUGCGCAUCUUUGCGCUCAGCGACUUCUCGAUCGCCGUAUUCCGCAUCAAAACGAGGUCGCCACGCUUGAAGUCGAAGUCGCGCAUCGUUACUGAGUGGUCCAACUCGAACUGGGCAGCGUCGUGGAGUCGGGCUUCGUAUACACGGGAAUGGAGCGCCGCAAGAUCCUCUCGUCGCUUCUGGAGGGCAAUAGCACGUCGGGUGAUGAGUUCGGUGGUCGAAAGCACCGAUUCAGGAGGCGGGAGCAGGGUGAACAACCCAUUCUCCGGCGAACUGUGACACGAUCCGCCCAAAACACCGAGUACGCGGCUGAGCUCCAGCGCUUCUGGUCGCCGUCCACAGCCUUGAAGAGCGACUCGCGGACAUCAAAGUGCGAGUUCUCGAUCAUCCCAUUGGCGCAUACCCCAGAGCCUUCACAAACGGAGUACCGUUGUCGGAAACGAUCUCGGGUGGCCGCUGUUUCGCGCCGGAGCAUCCGGAACUCGGGGAAGUGCGAAAUCGAGCACCUUCCUUGAACGAUGUAGCGGAAUCCGCCGCUAGGAGGCAUGUACAUUGUGUCCAUGUACACCUUCGAGAAGAGCGGAGCGGGAACAGCAACGGUUCGAAGGUACCAAGUCACGUCUUGCGCAAGAAACGGCCACCAGAACCGUUCGAGCAGCAGUGCUCGGGUCGCGUGGAAUCCCUUGUGGCCGAUAUCGUCAUGAGCAGAGCGCAAAAUGAAGAGGCGCCGGUGCUGAGUGUAGAACUCCAUACUAUAUCGGACGAAGGCUUGGUACUGGGAGUCGGACAUCUGCCGUGGACGACGAAGCGUUUCGAGCCAGUUGCGGACCAAGUCAACGCGAACAUCGGCAAGACGUGCAUUCUCACUUCGAGGGACCUGGUUGUAAGACAGCGGCGGUGGCGUAGUUGAUUCUGUUGGGGCUAUCUCGGCGGCGUAGAUCGAAGUUGCGGGUUGGCAACGCGACGUAAAUGGCUCCAACUCGUCUCCAGGCUGCGCCGGACGACGCGAAAGUCCAUCAGGACCGUGCUGAAUACCCGGAACGUGGAUGAGCUCGAAGUGGAAAGUAAGGAUAGCGAGGAUCCAACGGUUGACGCUGGCCGAAGGUAGGAGGUCUGGGUUACGUAGCAUCCCCUUGAUGUAACGAGCGUCCACUUCAACAACGAGAUUCCGGAGGCCAAUGAGAUAUAAUUUCCAAGACCGAA
Mycena citricolor is the source of this 1610-nucleotide messenger RNA. NCBI's taxonomy places the organism in Eukaryota, Fungi, Basidiomycota, Agaricomycetes, Agaricales, Mycenaceae. The record is from the annotation of a GenBank genome assembly.